GUACACAGCCACAAGCCCUGGCAGUCCCAGUCUGGUGGGAUCGGUGCUGUCUUGUGGACCGGGAUCCGUAUGUCUUGAGGUUAUUAGGGUCCCCCCCGCCCCGGAGUGUGGGCUCUCAGCGAUGACUGCGGGGACAGCCCUCAGGGCUCUGGCUGUGCUGCUGCUGUUACUGCUGUGUUGGACCGGACUGAUCUCUGCAGCCAGUGAUCAGAGCUGUGGUGGAUUAGUACAAGGACCAAAUGGCACAAUUGAAAGCCCUGGAUUUCCUCAUGGAUACCCGAAUUAUGCAAACUGUACCUGGAUUAUCAUUACUGGAGAACGGAAUAGGAUACAGCUGGUAUUUCAGAUCUUUGCUUUGGAAGAAGACUUUGACAUGAUCACCAUCUACGAUGGUCAACCCCAACAGGGCAAUUUAAAAAUGAGGGUAACUGGCUUUCAACUCCCAUCACCAAUUGUCAGCACAGGCUCAAUCCUGACCCUCUGGUUCACCACGGAUUUUGCUGUCAGUGCUCAGGGAUUCAAGGCUGCUUAUGAAGUGCUGCCCAGCCAUACUUGUGGCAAUCCAGGCAUAAUACCAAAAGGAGUUCUACAUGGGACAAGGUUCACUAUUGGAGAUAAAAUCCGUUACAGCUGUUUCACAGGCUACAUCCUGGAAGGACAUGCCAUAUUGACGUGCAUUCUUAGUCCAGGAAAUGGAGCUUCAUGGGACUUUCCACCUCCUUUCUGCAGAGCUGAAGGAGGUUGCGGUGGAACUCUGCAAGGGACCAGCGGAGCGAUUUCCAGCCCCCACUUUCCGUCAGAGUAUGACAACAAUGCUGACUGCACGUGGACUAUCCUGGCCGAGCCUGGCGACACCAUCGCGCUUAUCUUCACCGAUUUUCAGCUUGAAGACGGAUAUGAUAUGUUGGAGAUCAGCGGAACUGAAGCACCAACAAUAUGGUUGACUGGUUUGAAUCUGCCUUCCCCAGUCAUUAGCAAUAAGAACUGGCUGCGCCUGCAUUUCACAUCAGACAGCAAUCACCGGCGCAAAGGAUUUAACGCACAGUAUCAAGUGAAAAAGGCCAUUGAGCUGAAGUCGAGAGGAGUAAAAAUGCUUCCCAGCAAGGACAGCAGCCACAAGAACUCUGUGUUGACUCAAGGAGGAGUGGCUCGAGAGCCUGACAUGUGCCCUGACCCAGGAGUUCCAGAGAAUGGUAAACGCACAGGAUCUGACAUUAGGGUGGGAGCCAGUCUACAAUUCUCAUGUGAUGACAGCUAUGUUCUUCAAGGGUCCAAGAGCAUCACUUGUCAGAAAGUGACUGACACAUUGGCUGCUUGGAGUGACCACAGGCCAUUCUGUCGAGCCAGAACGUGUGGCUCGAAUCUCCGAGGUCCAAGUGGAAUCAUCACAUCACCCAACUACCCUGUCCAGUAUGAGAACAACGCCCACUGUGUCUGGGUUAUUACCACAACAGACCCUGAGAAGAUCAUCAAGCUCCGUUUCGAAGAGUUUGACUUGGAAAGAGGUUACGAUACUUUGACUGUGGGCGACGGAGGAAAAGUAGGAGAUACCAGGACCGUUUUGUAUGCUCUUACAGGUUCAAGUGUCCCUGACUUGGUUGUUAGCAUGAGCAAUCAGAUGUGGCUGCACUUACAGUCUGAUGAAACCAUAGGCUCUCUGGGAUUCAAAGCUCUCUACCAAGAGAUUGAAAAGGGAAGUUGUGGUGAUCCCGGUAUUCCUGUGUACGGCAAGAGAAGAGGCACCAGUUUUCUGCAUGGAGACACGUUGACAUUUGAAUGCCAGUCAGCCUUUGAAUUGGUGGGAGAGCGAACAAUCACGUGUCAACAGAAUAACCAGUGGUCUGGCAACAAACCAAACUGUGUCUUCUCUUGCUUCUUCAAUUUCACCGCACCAUCUGGAGUGGUGCUCUCUCCAAACUACCCAGAGGAGUACGGAAACAACAUGAACUGUGUGUGGCUGAUCAUCACGGAGACUGAGAGCAGGAUCCACCUCAUUUUCAACGAUUUUGACGUGGAGCCCCAGUUUGACUACCUCACGGUCAAAGACGACGGCAUGGCAGAUUCCACCGUCCUGGGCACUUUCUCAGGCGACGACAUGCCCUCACAGCUGGCCAGCAAUGGGCAUGUCGCCCGCCUGGAGUUUCAGUCUGAUCACUCCACCACCGGCCGGGGCUUUAACAUCACUUACACAACUUUUGGACAAAAUGAAUGCCACGACCCUGGGAUUCCAGUGAACGGACGACGCUUUGGUGACAUUUUCCUGUUGGGAAGCUCUGUCUCCUUCCAUUGCGACGAAGGAUUUAUUAAAACACAGGGAUCGGAGGCCAUAACCUGUAUCAUGCAGGAGGGCAAUGUUAUCUGGAACUCCGCUGUCCCAAGAUGUGAAGCCCCUUGUGGUGGGCACUUGACAGCACCAAGUGGCAUCAUCUUGUCACCAGGAUGGCCCGGUUACUACAAGGAUUCGCUGAACUGUGAAUGGGUGAUUGAAGCGAGACCCCGGCAUACCAUCAAGAUAACCUUUGACAGGUUUCAGACAGAAGUUAAUUACGACACAUUAGAAGUCCGGGACGGAUCUGUGAAUUCAGCCCCUUUAAUAGGAGAAUACCAUGGAACUCAAGCGCCCCAGUUUCUAAUAAGCACUGGAAAUUUCAUGUAUCUCAUAUUCAUGACUGACAACAGCCGAUCAAGUGUGGGCUUUCAGAUUCGCUAUGAAAGUGUUACUUUGGAAUUAGAUUCAUGCCUGGAUCCAGGUAUUCCAGUAAAUGGACGGCGACAUGGAAACAACCUCUCGAUUGGGUCAACUGUGUCCUUUAGCUGCAGCCCAGGUUACACUCUGAGUGACGAUGAACCCCUGGUUUGUGAAAACAACCGCCAAUGGAACCACGCUUUACCAAGCUGUGAAGCUUUCUGUGGCGGCUACAUUCAUGGCAAAAGUGGAACCAUUCUGUCACCCGGAUUUCCUGACUUUUACCCGAACUCGUUAAACUGCACGUGGACAGUGGAAGUAUCUCACGGACAGGGGGUACAGUUGAUAUUUCACAAAUUUCACCUGGAGACUUCCCACGACUAUUUGAUCGUCACAGAAGAUGGGAGUUUCACAGAGCCAGUAGCACGUCUCACCGGCUCUGCCCUGCCCCCGACAAUCAACGCAGGUCUCUUUGGAAAUUAUACAGCACAACUUCGCUUCAUCUCAGAUUUCUCCGUGUCUUACGAAGGGUUCAACAUAACGUUUUCAGAAUAUGAUCUGGAGCCCUGUGAUGAUCCCGGUGUUCCUGCCUUCAGCAGAAGAAUAGGCUUUCAGUUUGAAGUUGGAGACUCACUCACAUUUUCCUGUUUUCCUGGAUACCGACUAGAAGGUGCCACUCAGAUUUCCUGUUACGGAGGAGGGCGGCGUGUGUGGAGUGCACCUCUUCCAAGGUGUGUGGCCGAAUGUGGAGCGUCUGUAACUGCACUGGAAGGCACUCUGCUGUCCCCUAAUUACCCAGCCAACUAUGAGAACAAUCAUGAAUGCAUCUACAGAAUUGAGACCCAGGCAGGAAAAGGAAUCAUCCUCCGAGCCAGGACCUUUCAACUCCAAGACGGUGAUGUAGUCAAGGUUUACGAUGGAAAAGACAAUUCCUUUCGUCGUCUUGGAGUUUUUACCAAAUCAGAAUUGCUUGGAGCAGUUUUAAACAGCACGUCAAACCAAAUGUGGUUAGAGUUUAACACAAACGGAACAGAUACUGACCAGGGAUUUCAGCUCACAUACAGCAGCUUUGACCUGGUCAAGUGUGAGGAUCCGGGAAUUCCGAAUUACGGCUACAAGAUCCGGGAUGAAGGACACUUUGCUGACACUGACAUCCAGUACAGCUGCAACCCAGGUUAUACUCUGCAUGGCAGCAGCACUCUCACCUGCUUGAGUGGGGACCGCAGAGUGUGGAAAAAUCCAUUGCCUUUGUGUAUAGCGGAGUGUGGAGGACACAUUAAAAGUGCCAUCGCCGGUAGGAUUUUGUCUCCUGGCUACCCAGUGCCGUAUGAUCACAACAUCCACUGUACUUGGAAAAUAGAGGCUGAUCCAGGAAAAACAAUCAGCCUUCAUUUCAUUGUCUUUGACACUGAAGCAUCUCAUGAUAUCCUGAAAGUGUGGGAUGGGCCGGUGGAGAGUGACAUGUUGCUAAAGGAGUGGAGCGGUUCCUCGUUGCCUGACGAUAUCUACAGCACGUUCAGUUCCAUCACGCUGCAGUUUGACACUGACUUCUUCAUCAGCAAGUCUGGCUUCUCCAUUCAGUUUUCAACCUCAACAGCGACCACUUGCAACGAUCCUGGAAUUCCACAGAAUGGGACUAGAAGUGGAGACAACAGAGAGCCUGGAGAUACGGUCAUAUUCCAGUGUGAUCCAGGCUAUCAGUUACAAGGAGCUGGUAAAAUUAUGUGCGUCCAGCUAGACAACAGAUUCUUCUGGCAGCCCGACCCUCCAACGUGUACAGCUGCCUGCGGUGGGAAUGUAACGGGCCCUGCGGGCGUUAUCCUAUCUCCAAACUUCCCUCAGCCCUAUCCUCAUGGGAAGGAAUGCGACUGGAGAAUUAAAGUGAAUCCCGACUACGUCAUAGCUUUGAUAUUCAAAAGUUUUAAUAUGGAGCCCAGCUAUGACUUUCUGCAUAUUUAUGAAGGGGAAGAUUCCAACAGCCCAUUAAUUGGCAGCUUUCAAGGAUCCCAGUCACCUGAGAGAAUCGAGAGCAGCGGUAAUAGCCUGUUCCUGGCCUUUCGCAGUGACGCCUCUGUCAGUAUGGCAGGAUUUGCAAUCGAGUAUAAAGAAAAACCACGGGAAGCUUGCUUUGACCCCGGCAAUAUAAUGAACGGCACCCGCAUCGGCAUGGACUUUAAACUUGGUUCCACCGUGACGUACGAGUGUGAUACAGGCUAUAAGAUAUCAAACUUUGCUACUAUCAUGUGCGUGAUGGGGAACGAAGGGAAGCCGGUAUGGAACAGAGAACUUCCUACCUGCAAUGCUCCAUGUGGAGGUCAGUACACUGGAACUCAAGGAGUGGUUCUGUCACCUAAUUACCCACACAACUAUACCACUGGCCAGACAUGUUUGUACUCCAUCACUGUGCCCAAAGAGUUUGUGGUGUUUGGACAGUUUGCGCAUUUCCAGACAGCGUUGAACGAUGUGGUUGAGUUGUUCGAUGGACGCAGUCAGCAAGCCAGACUUCUCAGCUCCCUCUCUGGAUCUCACUCAGGAGAAAGCCUACCUCUGGCCAAAUCAAAUCAAAUUUUGCUGAGAUUCAGUGCUAAGAGUGGAGCAUCAACCAGAGGUUUUCACUUUGUUUAUCAAGCUGUUCCUCGUACCAGUGCCACCCAGUGCACCUCAGUACCUGAGCCCAGAUACGGCAGGCGAAUAGGUUCCGAGUUUUCCGCAGGUUCUGUGAUUCGUUUUGAAUGCAGCCCAGGUUAUUACCUGCUGGGCUCAAAGGCUAUUCAGUGCCAGGCCGUGUUGAAUGGCCUAGCGCAAUGGAACGACACGAUACCAAACUGCAUAGUGCCCUGUAAUGCAAACCUGACAGAACGUAGAGGCACCAUCCUCUCCCCCGGCUACCCCGAACCAUAUGGUAACAGCCUGAACUGUGUGUGGAAAAUCACUGUAACCGAGGGAGCUGGUAUCCAGAUUCAAGUGAUAAGUUUCGCCACAGAACAUAACUGGGACUCCCUGGACAUUUACGAUGGAGGAGAUAUAACUGCACCGAGACUUGGGAGUUUCUCAGGUACCACUGUCCCAGCCUUAUUGAACAGCACAUCAAAUCAACUCUACUUGCAUUUCCAAUCGGACAUCAGUGUGGCAGCAGCUGGCUAUCACCUUGAAUAUAAAACUGUCGGCCUUACCACCUGCCCUGAACCGUUGAUUCCCAGCAAUGGUAUAAAGAUUGGAGACAAGUACUUGGUUAAUGAUGUGGUGUCCUUUGGCUGUGAACCUGGUUAUACACUGCAGGGCCAGGCCCACAUAUCAUGUAUGCCCGGAACUGUACGGCGCUGGAACUACCCACCUCCACUUUGCAUUGCCAGGUGUGGAGGAGUACUGACUGAUCUGAACAGUGUCGUCCUGAGCCCUGGAUUUCCAGGCAAUUAUCCAAGCAACCUGGAUUGUUCUUGGCAGAUUUUAUUACCCAUUGGAUACGGUGCUUACAUCCAGUUCCUGAACUUUUCCACGGAAGCCAAUCACGACUACUUGGAGAUUCGGAACGGGCAGCAUCACAUCAGUUCACUGAUUGGCCAGUUCAGUGGGGCCGACCUCCCGCCCACCUUGCUCAGCACCACCCAUGACACCAUCGUUCACUUCUACAGUGACCACUCGGAGAACAGAAAGGGAUUCAAACUGACCUACCAAGCCUACGAACUUAAAAACUGUCCUGACCCACACCCGUUUUACAACGGCUUUGUCGUCAACGCCGAUUACAGCGUAGGACAAUCUGUGUCAUUUGAAUGUUACCCUGGAUACAUUCUGAUCGGAGAACGCAUCCUCACCUGCCAUCACGGAAUCAACAGGAACUGGAACCACCCCUUCCCGAGAUGUGAAGCUCCCUGUGCCCUUAACAUAACAUCACAGAACGGUACCAUCUACUCCCCUGGAUAUCCCAACGAGUACCCGAAUUCCAAGGACUGUACCUGGCUGAUAACUGUGCCUUCAGGACAUGGGGUUUAUAUCAACUUCACCCUGCUGCAGACUGAACCAGUCAACGACUACAUUGCUGUCUGGGAUGGACCUGAUCAGAAUGCUCCUCAGUUAGGAGUGUUCAGUGGCAACACUGCAUUGGAAUCAGCUUACAGUUCCACCAAUCAAGUUCUCAUCAAGUUUCACAGUGACUUCUCCACAGCCGGAUUCUUUGUCCUCAAUUUUCACGCCUAUUGGCUCAAGAAGUGUCAGCUUCCACCCAUCAUUCCUUUUGCUGAAAUACUGACUGAGGAUGAAGAUUACGAAAUAGGUGAUAUUAUCAGGUACCAGUGUUUCCCUGGUUUCACACUGGUUGGAAAUGACCUGUUGACUUGCAGACUGAUGACUCAGCUGCAGUUUGAAGGAGCUCCUCCAAAAUGUGAAGCACAGUGUCCUGUCAACGAAAUUCGCACAGUCUCAUCUGGAGUGGUUUUAAGCCCAGGAUAUCCUGACAAUUAUCCCAACUUCCAAACCUGCUCCUGGACAGUUAAAGUGGAACCUCGCUACAAUAUUUCUUUUUAUGUGGAAAUGUUUCAAAGUGAAAAACAGUUUGAUGAGCUGGACAUUUUUGAUGGACCCACAGGCCAGAGCCCAUUGUUGGUUUCUCUCAGUGGAAACUACACAGGACCAAUGAAUUUCUCAAGCACGGGCAACCAACUGUAUCUGCGCUGGUCGACUGAUCAUGCCACCAGCAAAAAGGGAUUCAAAAUCCGAUACACAGCCUCCUAUUGCAGUUUGAACAGUAUCCCUUUGAACGGCGGUGUGCUGAACAAGACAGUGGGCUCACUUGGUAGCACUCUGCACUUUUACUGUAACCCGGGGUACAGAAUGGUUGGUAAGAGCAAUGCCACCUGCAGACGCUUUCGCAACGGCCUAUUCAAGUGGGAUUCCUCAGUGCCACUCUGCCAAGCACUAAGUUGUGGUGUUCCAGAGUCUCCUGGGAACGGCUCGGUGUUUGGCAGAGACUACACCGUGGAUAGCAGAGUCAGCUACCAGUGCAACCAGGGCUUUAACCUGGAGUCAGGUCAGCAAUCACGAGCAGUGUGCAGGCAAGACGGCACAUGGAGUAACAACGGCAAGACCCCACGCUGUAUACCUGUGACCUGCCCCACCCUUGAGACCUUCCUCUCGGAAAAUGUGGUCAGGCGACUGGUUCAUGGGUCAACAAACGAAUACGGAGCUCAAGUGAUGCUGAACUGCAAUCCUGGUUACCAUUUGAAGGGGCGCAAGGUGAUAGAGUGUGAGGUGGAUGGCGUGUGGAGCGGGGAAGAUGAAAAAGAAAGAUGCGAAAUUAUCGUGUGUGGAGAGCUUCCUUCCCCACCAAACGGCAACAAGAUCGGCACACUGAUCACAUAUGGGGCGACGGCAAUCUUUACCUGCAAUACCGGGUACACACUGGCGGGAUCUCACUUCCGAGAAUGCCAAGCAAAUGGGCUGUGGAGUGGAUCGGAAACCAGAUGCCUUGCUGGUCACUGUGGCUCUCCGGAUCCAAUCGUAAAUGGGCACAUCAGUGGAGAUGGUUUCAGCUAUCGGGACACCAUUGUCUAUCAGUGCAAUCCUGGUUUCCGGCUUGUUGGUUCCUCUGUAAGAAUUUGUCAACAGGAUCACAAGUGGUCAGGACAACCACCAGUCUGUGUUCCAAUCACAUGUGGCCACCCAGGAAACCCCACUUAUGGCAGAACCAAUGGCAGUCAGUUUAAUCUAAAUGAUGUUGUAAACUUCACCUGUAACAAGGGAUAUUUACUGCAAGGAGCAUUGAGAGCACAGUGCCGGGUGAAUGGUCAGUGGAGCAGCCAUUUGCCAACCUGUCGAGUUGUGAAUUGUUCAGAUCCUGGAUUUGUGGAAAAUGCUUUUCGGGAAGGUGAGCAGAGUUACUUGCAAAGCAUCAAGUUCGGAAGCAGUGUGGUGUAUCAGUGUAAAUGGAGCUUCUACCUGCUCGGCUCAGCCGUGCUCACCUGUCAAGCAAAUGGGCUGUGGGAUCGAUCUCUGCCAAAGUGCUUACCUAUUUCGUGUGGUCACCCAGGAGUUCCUAUCAAUGGAUUGCUGUCUGGAGACAAGUUUACCUUCGGUUCAAUUGUUCGAUACUUGUGUAAUGGAGGACGCACUCUGAUUGGGAAUAAGACUCGUGUUUGCCAAGAGGACAGCAGCUGGAGUGGUUCUCUCCCUCAUUGUUCAGGUGACAGUCCUGGCACAUGUGGUGACCCUGGCAUCCCAUCUCAUGGUUCAAGACUAGGCAACGAGUUCAAGACAAAAAAUCUCCUGCGCUUUACCUGUGAAGCUGGAUAUAAUCUGCAAGAAUCAUCUGAACGAACAUGCCAGUCCAAUGGCUCCUGGUCAGGGGUUCAACCAGUCUGCAAGGCUGUAUCGUGUGGGAAUCCAGGCUCUCCGACCAACGGGAGGAUAGUUUUCAGUGACGGCAUAGUGUUCUCCAGCUCUAUUUCGUACACUUGCUGGGAAGGUUAUAAAACAUCUGGUCUGAUUACACGGCACUGCACUGCUAAUGGAACCUGGACCGGCUCUGCUCCAGACUGCAAAGUGAUAAGCUGUGGCAACCCAGGUGCGUUGGCUAACGGUGUGCAGUUGGGAAGUGAUUUCACAUAUAAUAAGACAGUAAUAUAUCAGUGUAAUCCAGGGUACAUGAUGGAACCUGCUGGAUCAUCUACUCUACGUUGCACGAGAGACGAGUCCUGGAAUCUGCCCAAACCAGUCUGUAAAGUUAUUACCUGCAGGCGACCACCCCCCGUGCUUCAUGGCAAAGUGGAGGGAUCGGACUUCAAGUGGGCGUCUACCAUCAGCUACACUUGCUCGGAGGGAUAUCAGCUUUCCUUGCCUGCUGUUCUUACCUGUGAAGGAAAUGGCAUAUGGAGAGGAGAGGUCCCACAGUGUUUACCCAUGUUCUGUGGAGACCCAGGAACUCCGGUUGAAGGUCGAAUUGAAGGAAGAAGUUUCACGUACAACUCCAAGGUAUCAUUCCGCUGCAGACCCCCAUUCUUGCUAGUGGGAUCAUCUAGGAGAUUCUGCCAGAAAGAUGGAUCCUGGAGUGGAAUUCAGCCAACGUGCAUUGAUCCAAUACACACCAUAUGCACUGACCCAGGGACACCUCACUUUGGAAUGCAGAACAGCUCUCAAGGUUACCAGGUUGGAAGCACAGUAUUUUUUAAGUGCCGAAAGGGAUACCAUAUUCAAGGCUCCACCACCCGUUCUUGUCUGGCCAACUUAACAUGGAGCGGUAUGCAACCGGAAUGUCUUCCACACAACUGCAGACAGCCAGAAACUCCAGUCAGCGUGGACGUGAAAGCCAUUGAGCUGCCAACAUUGGGAUACACCUUAAUUUACACCUGCCACUCGGGAUUGUACCUGGCUGGAGGAUCGGAGCACCGGGCCUGCAAGAUUGACGGGAAAUGGUCGGGAAAACCACCUGUGUGCCGAGCUGGUCCCAAAAUAAAUGGCAGAUCAAAAGAUAGUGAUUCAGGAACGCAUAAAGUCAAGGCUCCAGUUCCUGCAGAUGUAUUUGCUCUGAACUUGAGUUGGAAGGGCUCCUAUGAAUAUCUCGGAAAGAAACAACCGGCAACUUUAAAAGUUGAUAGUUUUAAUAUUUCCAAUGGCAGAGUAAAUGUUACUUUUAUCGAACACAGUAGCAUGGAGCUAAAACUGUCAGGGAUUUAUAAGAAGGAAGAAAAUAGGCUUUAUUUAAAGAUCUAUCAGAUUAAAGGGCCUAUCGAGAUUUUCGUAAGCAAGUUCCGAAAUGACAAUUGGGCCUUGGAUGGUCAUGUAUCGGCAGAGCCUGAAGGCAGGACCUUCGUCUACCAAGGAUUCGUUCAAGGCAAAGACUUUCGGCAGUUCGACUUCCGGAGCGAAGGAGUGAAGUCGGGAAGUGGGAAGUCAGACAAAUCCAACCAUUAUUAUGGCACAAACAGCAGUUCUGUAGCAGCUGCUAUCUUAGUACCUUUCUUUGCUCUUAUCCUAUCAGGGUUCGCUUUUUACCUCUACAAACACAGAACAAGACCAAAAGUACAAUACAAUGGCUAUGUUGGCCAUGAGAACACAAAUGGACAGGCUUCAUUUGAGAAUCCGAUGUACGAUACUAACUUAAAACCCACUGAAGCGAAGGCUGUGCGAUUUGACACAACACUGAACACUGUGUGUACAGUAGUAUAG
Messenger RNA from Callorhinchus milii (elephant shark), 10843 nucleotides. RefSeq names its product CUB and sushi domain-containing protein 1. The record is from RefSeq and is a predicted model, not a curated record. Lineage: Eukaryota; Metazoa; Chordata; Chondrichthyes; Chimaeriformes; Callorhinchidae. The transcript is spliced from 70 exons. The coding region runs from base 122 to 10843 and encodes 3573 amino acids.